UGGGUCGCCUCUCCUCCCAGGGAGCUCCCCCUGCCCCACGCGUGUCCUCUCCUCUUUAGGAUACUCCCCUGGCACGGUAACUGGGUGUCCCCUUCCUCCCCGCCCGCCAGCUCCUCUUCGCCUGGGCUGCUUCCCGUGAACUUGAUUCCUUGUUUUGCUGCAGUGUCAUUGUUAUUCCGCACUCGCCUGCUGACGUCACAGCACCCCCUCCUCUCAUGACGUCAUUCGGCCACCGCUUCUCUUUAUGAUGUAGAAUUUCUCCAGUUUCUCCUCAGACACCUCCAAAGAAGCAGGAAGCCCGGAUACCCCGAACUGCUGCUCCCCCACUGGAUCCCCACCCCCCUUCUUUGACCACUUCAAGACCCCCACCAGGGACCGCGGGACCCCCGGGUGCACACAGUGCAUGAAAUUUAGAGCGGGACAUUGUGAUCACCUACCGCAGGACAUAUCGAGCCCAUAACCCCCUCCCCCACUGCCCACCGUCUGCUGCCCCCAAAAAUCCCACAUACCCCAGCCUGCCCAACUACUGUUGCUCUGUCCCCCAUUACCCAUUGCCCACGCUCUGUUGCUCUCUGCCCCAGGAUUCCCUGAACCUCCCAGCCCACCCUGAAGGAUUUCCUAGUCCUGGUGCUGCUAGCCAUGUCUGAGAUCCUGCCCUACAGCGAGGAUAAGAUGGGCCACUAUGGCUCCGACACAGAGGUGGGGCAAAUAUCGUUCAGCUGUCGCCUCCAGGACACCAGCUCCUUCUUUGGGGGGAACCAGCAGAAAAGACCUCCGAAACUGGGGCAGAUUGGGCGAGCUAAAAGAGUGGUUAUUGAAGAUGACAGAAUAGACGAGGUGCUGAAGGGGGUGUCGGACAAGUCUCCCUCCGGAGUAUAAGGUGGAUAUGUUUGCUCUCCAAUGCUCACUAUCCUCCCCGAUUUGUAAGCACUUUUGGCUGUGCAUGUUUGUGGACAUGGAGAAGAAGAAAAGGCUUUGAGGCUGCUGGCAAAUCUCCACCCUCCACCUUGAUCCAGAACCUUUGCAGGUCUCCUGUCGGUGCCAUCCGGUUCAUCACUCCACUAAGUCCCGGUUAAUGACCUCCAAAGUGGAGUUGUCCAUUUCAGCACCAUCAUUUAUCCCUUGUCACUGUUCUUCAUUCUGGGCUGUGGGGCAGUGAUAUGUUUCAGCCCAUGUUAAAGCCAACCCCAGAAAGUAGUGGUUGCUGAUCUUCUCAGCAUAUACCUGUGUGCCAAGAAGGUGCUUGUAGACUUGAGCACCAAGGAGUUUGUGUCUACCAACUCCAAACCUUGCCAGGUGCUGCCUCCUCCUCCUGCCUCUUAAUGUACCCCAGGGGGCUAUAGGUUGCUAGUUAUGCACUUUAUUUGGACAAUGUUCUGUGUCUAGUCAGUAGUAAUCUUUAGACAAGUAGACAAUUGGUCUAUCUUCCCUCCUUUAUUCUAACUAAAAAUAUACACACACGUUAUAU
Molecule: messenger RNA, 1468 nt
Organism: Pelobates fuscus (common spadefoot toad)
Lineage: Eukaryota; Metazoa; Chordata; Amphibia; Anura; Pelobatidae
Gene: CAMK2N2
Product: calcium/calmodulin dependent protein kinase II inhibitor 2
Exons: 2
Coding region: 640-879 (79 amino acids)
Biological process (GO): negative regulation of protein kinase activity
Molecular function (GO): protein kinase binding; calcium-dependent protein kinase inhibitor activity
Source: RefSeq, a predicted model, not a curated record